AUGCACCCUGGGGCUCCCGCAGGCCCUGGAAUCUCCGAGUCAGGCCCCCGGGAGCUGUGUGCCUUUGUGAGCGGGGCGGCUGCCCAUGUGCUGCGUGCCCUACACCCACGGCGGGCCAGGCCCCCCAAAAGGAGGCCCAACCACAGGCGGUUCCUACACAACCAGAUCUGCAGGCAGUUUGCCAAGAUCGAAGCUGCCACCCAGCGCCUGGCCAUGUCCAUCCUGUCCCAGGAGGCGCCUCCCCAGAGACCGCCGCCCCAGAGGCCGCCCCCACCACCUGCAUCCCCCUUCCUGGGCGUGGCCUGUGCCGUGGCGCCCACCGAGGCACCCCAUGCUGGCCCCAGCCUGAGUCUCGCUGCCCUGGAUGCCUCCACCCUCGACCUCUUUGAGGACAUCGCGCUCCCCCCGCCGUGUCUUUCAGCGCCAUCUGACCAGUCCCUCUGUGUGCUGGGCCAGCCGGCCCUGAGGCAGGACACACGGCUCUACGACCCCCUGCUCCCUCCCCCGCAUUCCCUGGGGGGAGGGGAGCAGCUCUUGGCUUCUGAGGGUCGCUGGGGGGGCAGGUGGGAGGUGUCUUGUGCCUGCCCUUCUCAGGGGACCCCCGAAGGCUGGGGGACCUGCUUCCCGUGA
Molecule: messenger RNA, 630 nt
Organism: Dama dama (fallow deer)
Lineage: Eukaryota; Metazoa; Chordata; Mammalia; Artiodactyla; Cervidae
Gene: C4H19orf85
Product: chromosome 4 C19orf85 homolog
Exons: 2
Coding region: 1-630 (209 amino acids)
Source: RefSeq, a predicted model, not a curated record